AAUUUAGCGCGAAUCGCCGGUGUAACUGUAAACAAAAAUAAUCUGCAUUUUUCAAAUUUUGUGAUUUUUUAAUCUACUGUUCGAAGAAAAUAGAGAUCUCUUCUGACAGUUGCAGUAACACUAGAUUAAUAGUACAAUAACCAGAAUGUCGAAAAAAGGAGAAGAGUACAUGUCAGCGGAGGAGCUGAGAAAUAGACUUUAUCACAGUCUUCGUGACAAGGGACUUGUCAAUUCUAUGAAGAGUCAAUUAAGAACAAGCUUAGUUAGUGAAUUAAAGAAGUCAGUUAAUGGUAGAUUGUCAAUAGAGGAUCUAGAAGUUCCGGAGUCUGGCUCCCUGUUACACCGUGCCUCUAAUUCAUUAGUGGCAGAUCAUCUACACAGCUGUAAAUAUGACUACACGUACAGCGUGUUCCUACCAGAGUGUGGUAUUGAUAAGGCUAAGAUGUUAUCUAAUGAAGAUAUUCUACAGUUACUGAAGAUCAGUCCUCAGUCAAGACUCUUCAAGAAAAUGACAUUAGAUCAUCCUGGGAAAUCAAGAAAAGGGUUUCUAUGGCAACUACUGAGUGAACUUUGUGCAAUACACAGUCAGUCAAGUCAGUCUGCAGGCACACAGACAGAUCUUAUCAAAGUUGCUACAAUCUCUACAUUAGAUGAGAAGAUGAAUGUCCUAGAUGACCUAUUCAGUUCAAGACGAGAGGAGCAGUAUAGAACUGGGGCAACAGCUCUAGAGGACAGAUUGUUGAAGUUCCAGAGACAAUUAGAGGAGAGAUUUAAAACAGAACUUAAACUUGAGGUAUCCAGAGUGAAAGAUGAUGAAGUUGCUAGGAUACGACUAGAGGAAAAGGAAAAUUUUAGAAGAGAACUUGACAAGGCUAGAAAAGAUUUAGAACGUACUUAUCAGUCUAAAUUUGAUGCUUUGGUUGUACGUGAGAGGAAUGCAACAGAGAGGUUACAGAGAGAACAAGAGAUGCAGGAAAAAGAAAUCUACAAUCAGCGACAGUCUAUACUUGAGGAGAUAGAGGCUGUAAGACAGAGGGAAGCUGCCAUUAAGAGAGAAAGUGAAGUUUUUGGAAGGGAGAAGCAUUUAGACAAGGACAGAGUUAAAGCCCUUGAACAGGAUUUGAGACGUAGAGAAAUGGAGGUCACACGUAAAGAGCGUGAAUUCGAUCAGAGAUUGGAGAAUGAAAUGACCAAAUUUAAAGUGGAAUAUCAGGCUAAAUUUUUAGAGAGAACACAGAAUAUUGAGAUACGUGAAGGCACCUUAAGAGAAAAUGAGAAACGAGUGUCAGAAGACCAGGGUAAAAUAGAAUCUAUGAAGGAAGAGCUGAGAGACAAAACUUCCAGGGUCAAUGAACUUGAGACAUUGCUGCAAGAGGCAAGACAUAAAGAAGUUGGUGCAACCAAACAUAAUGAGUUCCUGAAUGCCAAGCUAAGAGAUAUGGCAGAUUAUGCAUCCAUUAAAGACCAGAACAUUACAUUUAGAACAGAACUGGAAAACUUGAAAACGAGAAUGGCUGAAAUCAUGCAGUUGAAUGAGAGGGAAAGAAUACGUCAAGAGGAUUUGCUAAGGGAAUUAAGAAGACCAACUGCAAUGUCAGAAUAUGUAGAUAGAAGUGAAUCACCUAGACAUGAUAGAUCAUCGUAUGAUCGUCGGCGACCAAAAAGCACUGGAAGAUAUGAUGAGAUACCUGAUAGAGAUGACCGGUUACUGCGUCAGUUUGAGGCUCAAACUUUACAGAUGAAAGAAAUGGGACAGGAGCUGGUAGAUGUUAAACAGACACUACAAUAUACUCAGAAAGCUCUUCACAAUGAAGUGUACAGAAAACCUCAGGAUGGUGAUACUUCAAGACUUGUGUCUUUCAACGUUUCUCGGAGGUCAAAGGGUGCAGCAGUCAGUGAUGACAGUGACAUUGAACUUUCACACAGAGGUCGUCGUAGAGGUCGUAGAAGUAGAACGCCACCUGGUGUAGACAGAGAUGAUGUAUAUAAUGAUGUUGACUUAGAUGACUUUAGCGCACCAAGAAUUUCCACAGAUUUUACGACAGAUGGCGAUGAAUCGUCCAAUCACUCGGCAGACAUUAUCGCUGAUACUAAAUAUAGAUUGAAAAGUUUGGAAAAAGAAGCUCAGAACUUGGAGAAGGCAUAUGUAGACUUCCACUACCAGUUAACCAACCCUGCCUCAGUACCAGAUCCAACAAGACAUUCCUUCAGAAAGUCACAGUCAGAAAGAUCUGCUAGCAAAGGUCAUCAUAUGCCUUCACCAGCUGCCAGUCCAAUAUCUAAUGCUAGACCAUUAUCAUCUACACCAUAUCAUCAAACCAAAAUAGCAUCUGCUGAUGACGGUGAUGUAAGCACAGACAGUCUAACAGAAUUGAAGGGAUCUUCAUCCUACAACAGAAAGAAACCAUCAGGUCAGGAUAGUGUGCCUAAAUUCAGUCUUUCAGAUGUCUCAGAUGAUGACUUAAAAAGCCAGGGAGAGCGUGUAGAGAGGCCCCGUCCUAUUACUGUAGAUGAUCUUGAGGCCCGGCCAGGUUCACCAAGUAUAAUGGUGGUACAGGCAGAUCCAUCAAGCGAUGGAGGAAACUCACCCAAAGAAACAGUGUCAGUGCCUCCAAGUGCAAGUUCUAGCCAACCUGAGGCAAGGGAAGUUACUCAUCCUCCUUCCAAAUUACCUCCCUUAUCACUGGAUACAGCCUGGAAGAAACCUGCACUUGAUGAUGCUUGGAAGACAGAGGAGCCAACUAAGGAAGAAAAACAAAGAGAACAAGAGAUUUGGGAGGAAGAACAGAGGAAGAAGGAAACAGAGAGAAAGAAGAAGGAACAAGAGGCCUGGGAGAGAGAGCAGAGGGAGCUGGAGCAGUUACAGAGUGGACAAAUACCAGAGAUUGGAGCUGGCACUGGAGAGGCAGUUGCUGAUGAAAAAUCUGAGAAAUCUGAAGAAAUUGAUCCUGUGAUGAAAAAGUAUAUGGAGCUUGUACAGCAACAGAAAUCUGCACCAGCCAAACCUGAAAGACAAGAGUCUGCCUCACAAGUAGAUGAUGAUAUCUCGUUGACAGAAGAGGUUAAAAGUGACAAUGAAGAUGAAUCUGCUGAUGAUUUUAACUGGUGAGCAGAGAGAUUUCUACAAACACACAAUGAUACUUGGAAAAAUAUACAAACUAACUUAUGAACCAAACCUUGAGAAAUACACUUUAAAUAAGGUCUAAUUUAUUACCACCUUCAUAAAGGAAGUGGAUAAGUGUUAAACUAUGUUUGAUCAUUUUUCAUCAAAAAAGCUUCAGUAAAUCUAGCAGUGUUGGCAAUUGCGCACAUUUUCUUUUUUUUAUCAGUUGACAUUUUUGCAACUUUUAUCAUUUGCAACUGGGCAGUGAUAUAAUGCUAUUAUAUUUAUCUAGCAACAAUUUCAAGAUUAUUUAAAUUUAUGAAUGUACUGUUCUCAUGAUUUUUGCUACCAUAAAAAGAAGGAAAUCAUUUCCAGGGUUUACAGUACGUAAAUUACAUGUAAUCAUGUAAAAGCUUAACAGUGGUAAAAGUACAGCAACAGGUGAACAAUCCUUGUUUCCAAUGUUAGUUUAUAAGAGACAUGUUGGAAAUGAAAUUGCUGAUUGUAAAAAUCUACGUAGAGGAUUGGUUAACCUUUUUGUCUUUUACACAUCUUUGGGAUGAGUUUAAUGAUGCAUCUUUUUUAAGGAGUGGGAACUACUUUCAUCUCAUUGUAUUUUGGCUGUUUUUAGGGAUUAUUUUUUUGUCAGCAAAAAAACUUUUAACCUUUAGUCUUCUGGUGGCAAGUGAUUCUGCCUUUGAAUGAUGGAUCAGUCCUUUUUAAAAAUUUAGCUGGGUAAAGGUUAAAAGGCCAUACCUCUGGAUUAUAUCAAUUCUUUCCAAAAUAAGAAAGUGUUAAAAAUUUUUUAGUUAGUUAUUGUUGUUUAGGAAAAAAUGCAAAUAUAGUUAAGGCCUAAAAAAAGAAUUGUUUGUUUCCGGUAUCCUGACUUAUCCUUAAAAUUUGCCGCGACCCAAAAAUAUUUUUAUGGCGGAAAAAAAUCGAUAUUUUUCGCUAUUUUUUUAAUACUUUUCGCUUUGUGUUGCUCUUUCUUCAUUGUAAAAAAAAAAAAUUUUCCUGCCUACCCUAUUUUUUUUUUUGCCAUGUUACCAGAAACAAAAAAAUAGUUUUUUUAGGCCUAACCAGCAGGUUCUUUGCAGUACUUGUAACAAGUAUUGUGUAGUUUUUUUUAAAGUUUAUGGACCAGCUCUGGCAUUAGUCACUCAAAUGAGUAUUAAUCAUGGUAUAACUGGACAGAGCCUUGCAUUUUAUCAUUUUAUUCAACUUAUUUAAUAAAUUCAAAAUGAAAGAUCCUUUUAGUAGCUAUACACAUAUGUUUUAAAAUUAAGAUGGUCGUCUGGUGGCAUGUUCCCUCAAAUAAGCUUAGGAAAUUCAAACCUUUAUCUUAAGUUUACUUUGAGUCAAUGAUAAUCUCUUUCAUCAUGAUUUAUCUUGGUGCAAGUAAUUAUAGAUUGAAAUGUUAAGGAAAUGAUAAAUAACAAAUGUAGAGUGCAGUAAUUGAGAAUAUUGACUAAAACUACAUUUUCUUUGAAAUCGGGCAAUAUGUACUCCAUUUCACUGUGCGAGGAGUGGACUUAUCCCACACUCUAUUGAUUUAGUGAAAGUUGUAUUUACAUUGGUCUCUAAAUACAUUAGAAUGUCAUUUUGCUUUUGAGCUAUGGAAUAUGCAUCAAUCACACUUCUAAUUAUUGUGUUUGUUUGGUUGUUUCCCUCUUAAUCACAGGCUUACAUCUGGUAUUCUAUGUGUACUUGCACCUGUUAAAGAAAAAAAAAAAAACAGUUCACUUUAUAGUUAUGUAAGAAUUUUGUUAAAAUAAAGUCCGUUAUAUAGUGAAAUUGCCUGAAUAUAAAGUUCUUAUGACAACUGUCAAAGAAAAAUAGAAAACUGAUUAAUAUCAUGUCAAAAAGCAAUUUAUAUGUUUACUCUAUUAUUUUAGUCUCGCAUUUCUGUGAGGCAGUCGAAGAAGGUUUUAAACUUUCGUAUAGUUUGUAUAUCUUUAAAUUCGAUAAUUCAUAAAUAUUGUAAAGAAGAUUCCACAAUUGAUGUUUAUAUGGAUAAAGUUUUAUGCAAAAAGGUUUUAAUGCUGUCUUUGCAUAAGGGUAAAUGAAAUCUACACCAGAUGGUUCAGUGUGAUAGCUUUAACAGUUUCCAAGCAUGUUAUGGUUUAGGAGAAAAAUUGAGCCGCGUCAUGAGAAAACCAACAUAGUGCAUUUGCGACCAGCAUGGAUACUAUUAAUCCUGACCAGACUGCGGGUAUGCGCAGGCUGUUCUGGAUCCAUGCUGGUCGCAAAUGCAUUAUGUUGGUUUUCUCAUGGCGCGGCUCAUGUUUAGCAUUCAGGAAUGGUCAGAAUUUGAAAGUUGCUUUGGUCAUGAGAACUUGUGAAAAAUAUAAUUGUCACAGAUCUUUUUCAAUUAAUAGUAAUUUCGAAAAGACUAUGGAUAGCUUUAUGUAUAUCUGUCACUAUAUAGAUAUUGUUAAUACUUCAGUCAGUGAAAAGCCAGUUUAAUUUCACUGUGAGUGCAGCUGCUAAUUAUAUGAAUUUUAGCAGAACAAUUUGUGUGCUAUUUGUAUACACAUAAAAUGUUAGUAGAUUGUUUUAAUUUAGUAUUUUAAGCAAACUGUGAUCCAUAUCUUUAUAUUAUAAUUAUGUAUUGCAAAAUGUAUAUGUUUGUGAUACUUGAAAUAAAUAGUAAAUAAAGUGAAAAA
Molecule: messenger RNA, 5769 nt
Organism: Mercenaria mercenaria
Lineage: Eukaryota; Metazoa; Mollusca; Bivalvia; Venerida; Veneridae
Product: centriole and centriolar satellite protein ofd1-like
Exons: 27
Coding region: 146-3109 (987 amino acids)
Biological process (GO): epithelial cilium movement involved in determination of left/right asymmetry
Cellular component (GO): centrosome; ciliary basal body
Molecular function (GO): protein binding
Source: RefSeq, a predicted model, not a curated record